UCUUAAUCAAGAAUUGGCCGGAGUUCUAUCCGAACAACCAACUGACAAAGAAGUCAAAUCAACAAUUGUCAACUGUCCCGUAUGCGGUGAGUGUAAAGGUGUUUCAAAAUUUGCAAAUCAUCUUGCGCGAUGUUUCACCGAAAGUAGUCAAGGUGAAUCGUCACAAAAACCAAUUUCGGGUGUACGACUUCGCCGUUCGUCGUCAAGAUCUACCACCACUUCUCAAUCAAUUUAUGUAACGGGAAAACCGAAUGAGAAAAAAGGAUGGAAAUAA
Messenger RNA from Racocetra persica, 274 nucleotides. The record is from the annotation of a GenBank genome assembly. NCBI's taxonomy places the organism in Eukaryota, Fungi, Glomeromycota, Glomeromycetes, Diversisporales, Gigasporaceae.